UCUGGGCGGCGCAGCGGCAUCAGGAGCAAGGAGGAGGAGACGCGCGGUUACUCAGGAGCUGUCUCACCGUCUGUCUCACCGUCUGUCUGUCUGCCUGGGUUUGUUUAUUCCCCUCACGCUGCUCCACAAUGUCGGGAUUCGAUAGCAACCCCUUCGCGGACCCGGUGGACGUGAACCCCUUCCAGGAUGCCUCAGUCACACAAGCCACCAGCGGGGCCACUGAAACCACCGGGGAGUUCAACCCCUUCUCUGCAAAUGACAUGGGAAAUCACACUGGCACGACCAUCCCCAUCUCUUCUGGCUCCACUCAACCUGCCAUACUACAGACCUCAGUGGAGCAGAGCGCACAAGCAGCUGUGACGGCUGCUGCCCAGGCGAGCCUGGUCAAACAGCAGGAGGAGCUGGAGAAGAAGGCGGCUGAGCUGGAGCGGAAGGAGAAGGACCUACAGAACAGGACGGCAGGCAGAACCAACACUGGCACUAAAGAGAACAACUGGCCGCCUCUGCCCAGUUUCUCCCCGGUGAAGCCCUGCUUCUAUCAGGACUUUGAUGAGGAUAUCCCUGAGGAGUACCACAGGAUCUGCAAGAGGAUGUACUACCUCUGGAUGUUCCACUGCGCCACUCUCUUCCUCAACGUGCUGGCCUGCCUGGCGUACUUCACUGUAGAUGCUCAGAACGGUGUGGACUUCGGUCUGUCCAUCCUCUGGUUCCUCCUCUUCAGCCCGGUGUCCUUCGUCUGCUGGUACAGGCCGGUCUACAGAGCCUUCAGGUCUGACAGCUCCUUCAGCUUCUUCUUCUUCUUCUUCGUCUUCUUCUUCCAAGUGGCGGUGUACAUCAUCCAAACUGUGGGGAUCCCCCGGUGGGGAAACAGUGGAUGGAUCACAGCAAUCAGCAUGAUCGGCUCCAAUUUGGCUGUGGCCGUGGUUAUGAUGGUGGUCGCUGGUUUCUUCACUGUAAACUCUGUCCUGGGUAUCAUCUUAUUGAAAAUGGUCCACUCUAAGUACAGACGGACAGGAGCCAGCUUCACCAAGGCUCAGCAGGAGUUCUCCCAAGGAGUCCUGACCAACAGAAACAUCCAGACGGCUGCAGCCGGUGCUGCCGCCUCUGCUGCACAGGGAGCCUUUGGCUCUGCGUAGUCUCUUAUCUGACUAAUGUACCGGACUAGCCAUGUCCCAGCAUUCCUCAGUGGGUAAAUGUGAUAGGGGGUUUAUUAUUUAAUGAAAAUGCUAAUGAGGGUGUCCACUUUCUCCACGUGCAAACUUUUAAAGACACUGUGGAUAAUAAAGAGGAGAAGUGAGAGGUUUUGCACAUGCAUGUAGUGUUACUGAAGUUUCUACCACCCUGAUCAGUACAUUACAUGUUCAAACUUCAUGCUAUCAAAGUUCUGUUUAUUCAGGGAGAAGAAUGUAACUCCUGGAAUCCAUAUAACAAAUCAGACUAAUCAUACAUCGUUUAGUGUUUAGUGUAAAGUACAAUUAUUUAAAUCCGGUGACUGUUAAAGACACCGGUGAGAUGUGGAUUCAUGAGGAUUUUUUCCCCCCCAAAUUGAUCCUUUUGAAAUAAGUUACUGAGGCAUCAAAAAUAAACACAGCACAUAAGGUUUGGAUAUUUUAAAAUGUAUAUUUGACAUGAAAAUGUUUUAGCAUCAGUGAUUGAUGGUUACACAAAAUAUAUGUAUACCUGUUGUUGUCAUCACAACAUCAUGCAGUGCCUUAGAGGGUAACUAGUUUAUCACCACCUUAUUUUACUCAACUAAACUUGUAAUAUUCUCACUACUCCUACACUGGCUGCCUUAAAAAAUGAGAGUGUUACAUGUUCCACUACUGAUGAACACAGAACUUUUUGAAUGUGUAUAAUGUUGUAUUGGAUCAGCUUGUGAUUAACGAAGGUGACGGGGAUGAAGGUUUUUCUUACUUCUGUUUCGAUCUGUUAAUUGGUUUAGAUGAAGUGAGACAAAAAGCUCCUCUGGGUGUAAAUGAAGAAGCUGUUUAACUGGAAUCACACGUUUUUAAUUCAUGCUGAGUUGUUAAAAACGACUUCAUCUUUUUUAUUUUUUUUCGUCAUAGAAUAAUGCUGUGAUUCAUAUGAGAGACAUGGUACAAGUUUAUUAAUUUAAAGUUACUAGCAUAGUAUAGAAAUUAGUGUUAACUUUUAAAAAAAGCACAUUAAUGAGCAGAAAGAGUACAAAUCCAUCAUCCAUUGUUUUGGCAAACAAAGGUCAUGUGUUACUGAAUAGUCACAGAUUGUAUUAGUUACAGUAACAGUGAAUCACUUAGUUUAGGUGUGACCUCAGGGCCUUUACGCAGAAGUAACCUACCGAUAUGUGUGUUGGGAUUUCAGGCGUGUCAGUGUCGUUGUCUGAUUUUGUUGGUCUUUUAUUGUACGGUGAGGUUUCCCCUUCGUGAUCAGAUUGUGUAAUAAUGUGUGUUGUACAUAUCGGUGACUUAUUUAAAACUAAUUACCUGGAGAUGUAAUUGUUGGAAAUGGGUUCUCAGCCUUAACAUUUAAUAAACUGUGUUUUUUCUCUC
Molecule: messenger RNA, 2528 nt
Organism: Pleuronectes platessa (European plaice)
Lineage: Eukaryota; Metazoa; Chordata; Actinopteri; Pleuronectiformes; Pleuronectidae
Gene: scamp2l
Product: secretory carrier membrane protein 2, like
Exons: 9
Coding region: 129-1136 (335 amino acids)
Biological process (GO): protein transport
Cellular component (GO): recycling endosome membrane; trans-Golgi network membrane
Source: RefSeq, a predicted model, not a curated record